AGAUGAUGAGUCAUUCUGCAUCUCACCGGUGGGCCGAUGCAGUCCGUCCGUGUCUUCCUCCUGCCGUCAGUCUCUUCUGUCCUUUCGUCCCAAUCCAAGAGGAGCUUACACAACAUGCCAUCGACUGAAGGACUGUUGGUCGCCGGCUUUGCCGCCGUGAUCGCCAGUUUCUCCCACUUUACAGGGUCCUACAUUCCAUCGCUUAUCUCGGUGGCCCUCCUCGCCGUCUACCCAUUGACGCGCCAUAUGACGAAUGCAGAUACGCGAGUUCCUACGUUGAGUAAGACGGAAUGGAAGGAGUUUCCACUGAAAGAGAAGAUCAUCAUCUCGCACAACACCGCCAUUUAUCGGUUUGCUUUACCGAGUCCGGAUGCGGUUCUUGGUCUACCAAUUGGACAGCAUAUUUCCGUUUCGGCGGAGAUCGAUGGAAAAGAAAUUGCCCGAAGCUAUACGCCAACUAGCUCUGAUGACGAAAAGGGUCACUUUGAUCUUCUGAUUAAGUCCUAUCCCACCGGCAACGUAUCUAAAUUCAUUGGAGAGCUUAAAAUUGGUCAAAAAGUCCGAAUCAGGGGUCCGAAAGGCUUUUUCAGAUACGAACCCAACUGCGUCCGCGCCUUGGGCAUGAUUGCAGGCGGGACUGGUAUCACCCCGAUGCUGCAGAUCAUAAAGGCAGUUUUAAAGAACCCUGCUGACAAGACAAAAUUAAACUUGAUUUACGCCAAUGUUACAGAGGAAGACAUCUUACUCAGGGAGGAGCUUGAAACCUUGGCAGCAAAGCAUCCUGAUCAAUUCAGUGUGUACCAUGUUCUCAACAAUCCACCGGAGAACUGGAAUGGCGGCGUAGGUUUCGUUAGCAAAGAAAUGAUUAAAGAGCACUGCCCUCCCCCGGCCGAUGACAUAAAGGUCCUCAUCUGCGGUCCACCUCCUAUGGUGAAAGCUAUGUCUACCUACACCGAAGAGCUCGGAUAUCCUAAGUCCAACGCAAUUUCGAAAAUGCAUGACGUGGUGUUCAAGUUUUGAGCUACUAGAAAGAGAAGAAUAUAUAAGCGUUAUGUGUACGCAAUGUUGUAGCGUAGAUCGCGGGCUUAAACUUGUGCAGGGUUACAAGGGAAUAGGGUAUUUAGAUAUCUUUCGGACUACAUAAGCGGAAUAGAUGCUUUUACAUAAAAGAUAGGCCGUCAACUAUCCA
Spizellomyces punctatus DAOM BR117 is the source of this 1189-nucleotide messenger RNA. RefSeq lists its product as uncharacterized. The transcript is spliced from 9 exons. NCBI's taxonomy places the organism in Eukaryota, Fungi, Chytridiomycota, Chytridiomycetes, Spizellomycetales, Spizellomycetaceae. The record is from RefSeq and is a predicted model, not a curated record. Bases 37 to 1020 code for a protein of 327 amino acids. Gene Ontology annotation, molecular function: oxidoreductase activity.